Zeugodacus cucurbitae (melon fly) is the source of this 1690-nucleotide messenger RNA. RefSeq names its product PE-PGRS family protein PE_PGRS16-like. Lineage: Eukaryota; Metazoa; Arthropoda; Insecta; Diptera; Tephritidae. The transcript has a single exon. The record is from RefSeq and is a predicted model, not a curated record. The coding region runs from base 45 to 854 and encodes 269 amino acids.
ACUCCUUCUUACUACGGACCGUCGGGCCUCUAUCCCUAUCCGGUAUGGGAGCUCCUGGGAACGGACAAAGACAACAAAACGGUAUGAAUGGACGUGGUCAAAUGGGGGGUCAAGGUGGAAUUGGGAUGGGAAUGAACGGACGUGGUCCAAUGGGAGGACAAGGUGGAAUGGGGAUGGGAAUGAAUGGGCGUAGUCCAAUGGGAGGCCAAGGGGGAAUGGGAAUGAACGGACGUGGUCAAAUGGGAGGACAAGGUGGAAUGGGUAUGGGAAUGAAUGGGCGUGGUAAUAUGCAAGGUGGAGGCGGAAUGGGAAUGGGUAGGAACGGACCUGGACAAAUGGGCGGACAAGGGGGAAUGGGUAUGGCGAAUGGGCAACGCAGAAUGGGCAUGCCAAAUGGACAAGGCAUGAAUACUAUGAACGGUCGCGGUUCCAUGGGAGAACAAGCCGGUAUGGGGAUGAAUGGAGGACGUCGUGGACCUGGUAUGAAUAUGCAAGGUGGCAUGGGAAUGAACGGCCCCAAUGGUGGUGGUUCUUAUGCCCCUUGGUAUGGAUAUGGCGGCGGAAAUGGAAACCAAUGGAACAGAAAUGGUGGAAACAGUUAUGGUUACGGACAAACCAUGACCAAUAUCAAUGGACGUCCGGUGUAUGGUCAAUCGUUUUAUACCAUGAAUGGUAGGACCUAUGCAAUGGGCUAUAGAGCCAAUGGACAUGUAUUGACACCUCUAUCAAAUAACACAUUUGUGGAUGGCGCUGGCCACAUCUAUUACAUUGCGGCAACGGACGAUCCUAACGCCUCCACGGACAGCAGCAACUCUGACAGCACAAGCACCACCAAGGCCUCCAGUUGGCGUUAAUGCUUAACAGUUAGCUUAGUCUACAACUACUAACUUGUUUCCCUCUGCAAGAACACACUUGAAUAAAUAUUUAAAAUGUUGCAUUUCUCUCACCUCUUUUGAUUGGAAAAUUUAUUUUGUUGGAAACUCAAAUCUUUUGAUUUUUAGAAUUCGACAAUCAGUUAGUGUUCACUCAGUUCUUCCGCUGCUGAUUGAAUUUCGCAAAUGUAUUCGAUUGUUCUGUUAUUCUGCUUUUCUACUUAUUGUUGUUGUUUGAACCCUCCUUUGCUGUUGUGUUGGCAUGUGGUCUUAGAAGUAUUUGCAUUUCUCCAUUUGUCUAUUUGUCCAUUCUACAAAGGAAAUGCAAUUAAAUUGUGCACACAUUUGUAAUCGAUUUUCGGAAAUUUCUUCCACUUGUUUGGAGAGAUAUUUAAUUUUAGCAGAGAAUAUUCCUUUUGCAUACUCUUAGGAUUGCACGGCAUUGUUUCCACCUACGACAAGGAAGUAAGGGAGCAUUUGUAUGGAAUAGAAGUACCAAGUGCUGAAAAUAUUUAAAAUUGUAAGGAUUGAAAUAAUUAAUUGUUAAAAUUUCGAAUAUUUGAACAUUAUACUAAAAGAAUAUUAUAUAUUCUCGGAAAUUUCUUUACUAGCAUACCUUUGGGAACUUCUUCGCAUAACUUUGAAGUAUUUCAAAAAAUUGUCCCACAGCUUUUCUUAGCAAAAACUUGUGUUUAAUCUUUUUCGAAAGUAUUUUGAACACAACGAAUUAUGCAAUGAAAUUCAUACACAAAACUUAAUUUGGCAUAAGUUAAAAAGUAAAUAUUAAAAAAAAAAACAAAAAGGUAGUCGAAUAAAUA